Messenger RNA from Colletotrichum destructivum, 4627 nucleotides. RefSeq names its product Putative deacetylase LmbE-like domain superfamily. Gene Ontology annotation, cellular component: endoplasmic reticulum. NCBI's taxonomy places the organism in Eukaryota, Fungi, Ascomycota, Sordariomycetes, Glomerellales, Glomerellaceae. The transcript is spliced from 3 exons. Gene Ontology annotation, molecular function: N-acetylglucosaminylphosphatidylinositol deacetylase activity. Bases 613 to 1578 code for a protein of 321 amino acids. The record is from RefSeq and is a predicted model, not a curated record. Gene Ontology annotation, biological process: GPI anchor biosynthetic process.
CACACGCACACCGACUGCUGCCCGCUCCGUGACGCAACAGACGAGGAGGCAGAGGCAAAUAAAAGAUCCCCAGGAUGAGAACCGUCCGGGUUGCGAAGCAUAUCUAAUUUCCCAGCCGAUCGCCUCCCGCUGUUGUCACCCACCCAAACCACCGUUGACAUUGACCAUCACCACCGCUGAACCACCCUACGGAUACACUACCUACGCUAGAAGAUACUACUCCGAUAUUGGACCAGGGUCCAAAGUCCCCAAAUCGCCAGGUGGCAUCUCAAUCCUUCCACGCCCUCUCUGACUCUUUCCACUCUCUCUCUCUUUCUCUCGCCCUCCGGCGAUGACGGCUGCCUCGUGCCUGUUGCCUUGCAUCUAGUGCGAUUAACCACCUUUGAAGAAUAUACUCUAUUCGCUCCGCGUCCUUCGUGGCCGUCUUCAACGUUCAAUCCUUGCAACGAGCUGCGGCCCGCCAACACGCGCCACACCGCAUCCACGACACUUCCCCCUCUCUCGAAGACGACCCCUCCUUGGGGAACCUGAAGCUUUACCUUACUCGUUUUCGAACCGAACCUGCGAACUAUAAGAGCCGGGAGAGUAGACUCGCGCGACCGGGAAUCGACAAUGGGCUGGAGUGCUUUCAUUGGCGCUCUGCUGGUGGCCCUCGCACCGGCACUAUACAUAUACUUGGUUCCGCUGCUCACGCCGCGCCUGCCGACCCUGGAGGAUAAAAGAAUAUGUCUCCUAAUUGCGCACCCGGACGAUGAGGCCAUGUUCUUUGCACCGACCGUCCUGGCCCUUACCAAGCCUGAGACCGGCAACCACGUCAAGAUCUUGUGUUUGAGCUCAGGUGACGCCGAUGGUCUGGGCGAGACUCGUAAGAAAGAACUGGUCAAGAGUGGUAUGAAGCUCGGUCUGCAGCAAGAGCAAGACGUCUUCGUCAUUGAAAGCCCCGACUUCCAAGACUCCAUGACCAACGUCUGGGACAAGACCAAGAUCGCCUCCCUCCUCGGCCGCGCCUUCGCCCCGCAGCUUGCACGGCAGCGCGCUGCCGGCGAGGAACCUGACGCCAACAUUGACGUCCUCAUCACCUUCGACUCGCUCGGCGUCUCCUCCCACCCGAACCACAUCUCGCUGUAUCACGGCGCCCGCGCCUUCAUCGCCGCCCUCUCCGCCGACCCGCGCUGGCCCUCCCCCGUCGACCUGUACACCCUGACCUCGGUUUCCGUUGCCCGCAAGUACAGCAAUUUUCUCGACGCGAUACCCACGCUGUUCUCCUGGGUCACCACGGCCGGCAGCAACCCUCCAAAGCCGCCCAAGAAGCCGAAGAAAGACCAUGAUGAUGACGACGAUGACAGCGAGUACGGGGACGAGGACGAGAACGACAACUACCACCCGACCGCCCUCGUGUUCCUCAGCGAGCUGGGCUCUCACGGCGGCUGGGCGACGGCGUGGAGCGCCAUGACGACGGCGCACAAGAGCCAGAUGGUUUGGUUCCGGUACGGCUGGAUCGCGUUGAGCAGAUACAUGGUACUCAACGAUCUGCGGCUGGAAAAGGUCGAGGCCGAGGACGGGAACGCAAAGGCCUGACUUGCGCCGCAAUGCCAACAGUCCAAAAAAAACGGAGAACGAACCGGGAGACUAAAAAAAACAAAUCAAAAGAAAAGCCCGCAUACCACCUAUCUAGCAUCUCGCACUCAUUCUUCCCCUCCCUUCUUCAUCAUAUGCAGGCGUUUUAUUCAUGGGUUUUUAACCCCAUGUGCUUGUUUCAAGUCAGUAAGAUGGCAUACACUCUCGGUACACAUUCAUCAGCGUUGCGAGCACAGCACGAAGGGCACUACAUAGCCGCAUGCAUGGUAUAUACUUGUUCUCUGUCCUCUUCUACAUCCGUGGGUAGUGUUUAUUUUAUGUACAGAACACACAAUGGCGUCUCCGCAGCCAUUACAUAACCCCGUUCGGCGUACAAUGCCACCCAAGUUACCAUACAAGGGCCUUCAGAACCGCUUUCUUGUCCAGCUCCUUGAUGUUGGUCUCGGUCGUGGCCGUGGCCGUGUCCAUGUUCAUGCCCAAUUCCUCCUCCCUUGAGUCGUUCUGCACCAUGGCCUUCCCACUGCGUAGAAACCGUUCGUCCUCUCCGAACCUCAACUGUCGCCGUUGGCGGACCAUCCUCCUUGUGGCGUGUCGAAUGGUAAUCGGCAUGCUCUCGUACGCCGGCUCGCCCGACAGGGUCAUCACGGGGACCAGGUCCUCGGGCUUAGUCGCGCCAUCAGAGUUGGCGUACUUCACACGGCUCGGGUCCGGGGCCAGUCGUUGCGUUGGCGCACCAGGGACGAGACGCUUCACCCACCUGGUCUUCUGGUUCGUCUCCGUGUUUGCGAUCCUCACGGUCCCCCCGUUCGUAGUGUAGGUAAUCGGAUCCGGCAGGAAGCGGUAGAAGUCGCCGACGAAGUGAGGGAUGAUCUGGGGGGAGAGAUGUGGCCGGUGUCGCAACCUUUUGCUUGUCCGGCGAAGCCACUGCUGGCACCAGCGCUGGAUGGUGUACCACAUCAUGUGCUUCCUGGUCUUGAGACGUAGAUGGCGAGCAAUAGAGCUCGGCGGAGGCGAAGGGUAAAGCGAUUCGAACAACGCUUCCUCGACCUCUUCACACAGCGAAUCGUACUCGGCACGGCGGUGCUUUAUGGCUUCCCAAGACUCGUCGAGCCUUCCGGCACUGAUCAACGAUUUGACGUAGAUAUCUGUUUCGUGAAGGCCGACGUCCGCCAGGAAAGGCUCGCCCCGCAUGGUGUCCCACAACGAAAGCACCUCAUCCGCACGGAUCAUCCUGUUGUUGUCGCCCAUUAUUCUCCAUUCCCUGUUGGCGGGUGCAGAAGACAGGAUAUAAGUCCAUUCGAGGAGCGAGGACCAGGAGCUUUGCGGUAUCGGGAUUUGCCAUCGCUGAGAGAUGUACACAAUUAGCUUUCGAGCAAGAAUAACGUGACCGCUACAUCCGAACGAUUGCACGAUGGCGUGGAUCAGGCGCUCCGUCGGCUGCAGUAAUGGGUUCAAGUUUCUCCUCUGAACGCCACCGACGAUUUGUGCUGCUCGAUGAUCCUGCAAGUCCGUGAUCUUGAUCUUCCAUGUCCGCCAGAGAAGUCCGAUCAUAUCCCGGAAUGAGCCCGCACGCGCACUUGCCAAAAGAUACGCGCAGUAAAACUCCUCGUCCACCACCUUUCGCUCUCUCUGGAUAUAGCGUCGGAGUCGUCUCACGGGUGCGGGCAGACUAAGAAGACGGUGCAUGUCGUGGGUCGGCAGCCAGCGAGCGCGGCCGAAGCUGUCUCGCUUGUGUGAAGCAAUACUCAACCGCAAUUUCUCGAGUGGCCAAAGCAGUCGGGUUUCAGCGAAUCCCUUCCUGCGUCUGGCCAUGUUGCGCGGGCGUAACCGGAACCUAGCCAGAUCAUUCUGGGUGUAGGUCGGGUCCGUGAGGAACCGGGUUUUGAAGUACUCGGCAAAGACCAACCCGUCUCUGGGAUUGCCAACGACGUCGCCCUUCAAUUCCCCGUGCCAGAUUCCCUUGGCCGCCUCAAAAUCAGAAGCAGCUCCGGCGCAUCGCAAAAGAACGACGUAGUCUGCUCGCGAGGGGUCAUUGCCUUGGUAGGACCGCAGGUCAAACAGGGAGCGCAAUGCGUUGAAGGCGUUCCUGUAGAUCUUUCGAAUACCGUAUUGGUCUGCAACGGACGCGACAGAGCUGAACUGGCCAAGGCCACUCUGGAUGCGCAGACCGUGGGUUGCGUCGCUUCUGGGUCCGACUCGGGAAGGAUCCAGAGACCGCACAAUCUCGGAAAAUGCAGUGGGUGAAAGCUUUUGCAAUGCUUCGGCAACCUCGAUCGGCUGUGGAUGGCGUGCCAGUGCAACAACGCCUCUCAAGAUGGUGUUUGUAUCCUGCGACUGGACCGCCUUGAGCACAUGCGCAAGGUGGACCCCGGGAGACUCGGCAUACUUCUCCUUCACGGGCGCAAUUGCGGCUUCGAGGUAGUGGGAUUGGGAGAGUGCUCUCGUCGAGAGACCCGGCUGGGUUCGGAGGGCGGAUGGUCUUCUUGCAGGGGCUGCCGUGGACCAAAGGCGAUAUUGUUGAGGGACUCUUCGCAUCCGAGCCGACAAAACUCGUGAGGGGGUACCGCGAGGAAGGGAGCAAAGAGGGAGCGGAAGCAGCUGUCGAGCGCCAAUGGCCUCGACAGCAGGUAUCAUGAUGGAAGAAUGGGAUAUUCUCGGGUCAUGUCCAGUGAGGAGAAGGAGGAGGAGGAGGAGAAGGAGGAGGCCAGAGGCGAAGGCGCAGCCGUGAGAAAGUGUGCGUAUGUAGGUAAGAAAAACAAAGUCGUUGGAGGAAGACAGAGAAGAGGAGAUAGGUAAGGUACCUUGCUGUAGGUAGUUGGCUACACCUAGCCUGCUGUCAUUGCGCCACCUCCUCCUUCUCUUCCUCCUCCUCGCUGCCAAUGACAAUAGCCCCAACAGCUUCUCCAACUCCUCUUCUGCCGUCUCCCCCUCCUUCUCCUUCCUCCCUGCCUCCUCUCGGCCCCAAACAGAGGUCCUGUAGUACGUACUGCACUGCAAGUGUCUGCUUUUGGACCCUGUCCCCUUCGGCCCCUUCCUCCCCAGCUCCAGC